AUACAAUUAUCAGAUAUAUUGUGGAGAUAAACACGCAAUACACACAAUACACACAGCGUUGGUUGACGAAGCCUACAAUGAAAUUCUCAACUCCUUUGAUCCUUCUCUCCGUGCAAGGGCACCUCUUGGGCGCCCUCGCAACAAAACAUUCGGCGUCUUCCUACCCUGGUCUGACCGAUACCGACUGCCAGAUCCGUUGUCCCCAGAGCACAAACCCUUCAAAAGUGAUUCUGCCCGCUAUUGUCAAUAUCCAGAAUGCUACCGGCGAUUGGGACAACGCCCUCGAGUGCUGGGAAGUGGACACAAUAUCAUCUAGUCUGCCCGGAAUUGACAAUGCAUAUCGUCUAGACUGGGAGGACGGGUUUGAUGCUGGCUAUCAGUAUAUCUUCUAUGGGGAGUCUUUCAUGCAGGCGCACAGCACUCCUGAGCCAAGUCUGAUCGUUGUAGGAGGUGGAAUAGGUGAUUUGCGCAUGCCCUCUGGUCGCUGCCUUCGGGUUCAAGGAGGCGAUAACUUUUUCAGCUUCGGUACCAAGGGUAAAAUGACUGCAUGGUGGGCUCCAGGAACGGUGGUUUCAGACUUUUAUUUCAAGGAUGGGGUAAUUCCGGAGCACGUCGUUGUGCCAGAGCUUGAGGAGAGCCAGUAUGGACGCUUAUUGAAGCAUCAACAAGAACGUUUGGAUCUCUAGGAGAUGCGACUAACAAGGGCACCGGUAAAAAUUCUUUACACCAUUUGAGUCUAUUCAAAGAAAGAUUUUGGGCGAUGAAGAAGGUUGAUCAGUCAAUAUCAUCAACAGCAUUUGGAGUCUACCAUAUGUUUCUGGUUCAAUUGAAAUAAGUUAUAGAAGGCCAUAAUGUAUCUAGAUAGUAAAAGCAAUAUAAAUCAAGCUGUACCUAGUCACGGUAAUCUGCCAAAUCAUGUUCACAGUCAUGCUUCAUAUAGAUACAUUCAUAUUUAGACUUUUUGCCUGAAUGCAGCAUCUGCACCUCAAGUGAUCCGCGAAAUAUCCUUGUAGUGUCUUCAAUUAAUAAAUUGUAGAUCACCCACGUAACUAC
This is a messenger RNA of Talaromyces stipitatus ATCC 10500, 1053 nucleotides long. RefSeq lists its product as uncharacterized. NCBI's taxonomy places the organism in Eukaryota, Fungi, Ascomycota, Eurotiomycetes, Eurotiales, Trichocomaceae. Bases 78 to 686 code for a protein of 202 amino acids. The transcript is spliced from 2 exons. The record is from RefSeq and is a predicted model, not a curated record.